ACAGCUAGCAGACUACGGUGUGCCGUUUGUGACCAAGAGCAGAACGCGCGAAGUGAGAGAAUUCGAGCAGCAUUUCAGAAAAGUCUUCUAUGGAUCCUUUAAAUGAAGCUUAGUAAAUAUACCUUGUGAACUGACAGCAACAUGGACAAUCCAAAGCGGAAAUUAAGGUCUGGAAAGGAGAUUUCAAAGGACAAGUGUCAACCUAAGAAAAAGGCCAAUGAUACUGGUACAGAAGAUGUUUCAUCUGCACCUAAAAGUGUUAAAGCAUCUGACGAUUCAGGAUGUAUAAAUAUUGUAGAAGAAAGUGAGCAUGCUGGGACAGCUACAGUAGAGGAACAAUCCAGAACCAUACAAUGUAAAGAACGUGGCUCUUCAGAAACAACUGAUGCUUUGGUUUGUUCAUUUUGCAAUUUUGUUGCAAAAACUCAAACUGCUCUGAAAAUUCACUCAACAAGAAAACACUCUCAUAAAGGAGGCUUACAAAAUGACACAGUCUCUGACACAGUUAUUGCACCGGGGUUAAAUCCGUUGCAGAACACACCACAAUUACAAGAAAGUGAAAACCGAACACAUCUUUCAGAGUUGAAACUGGACAGUACUUCUGUGUCAGAGGAAGACAAACAAUCAGAUACCUGCAUGGUUCAAACAGAGACUGAACAUACACAUCAACUCCUUGUAGAUGAGGCUGUAAUAUCUGAGAAGUUUGUUGACACUUCUGAGGAUGGAAGAACCAGUCCCACUCAGAUGUUGCUGGAAAUAGUUGAGCCCACUUCAUGUAGAUGUCAGGAUGGUGAAGACACAAAUGAGACCUUUAAAGAUGGUGAUGAUAUGCAAGCCGGCUGUAGUUUUCAUUUGGAAAGUAAAGUGAAAAGCAAUAAAAAUGGUGGCAUUGAUGGACAUGCUGAGAAUCAUAAAAGUAAAAGGCAUUCAAAGCCUAAUACUCUACAUGCAUGUUCCUGUUGUGUACAUAAAGUCAUAGAUGGACACAGCCCAGACACGCAUAUUAAGAGGCAACAUCAUAAAAAACAAAAUAAAGUCUGCGAUUUCUGUAGCUAUUCUUGCGUUGUAAAGUGUGAUCACGAGAAGCAGUGCAUGAGCAAUAAGCACAACCAAAAGAUGUUGGAGAAUCAGGAUUCAUUAAAGACAGAGAUGACGCCUCAAGAAUUAGUUUUCCCACCAUCGACAACAGUGUUGACGCAUCCGACUGAAGGCAAGGUACAACAUCAAUGUGACAGGUGCAACUUCACAGCUAACAACUCUGUAAUGUUAGCACAGCACAUUAAAACGCACCAUCCAGUGGAGCACCGUUUCCACUGCAGGGCCUGCCAUUACUACACCACCACCAUAGAGAGCAUGGAGGUUCAUCUGUCAGAAGAAGUCCACCAACAGGUGGCCAAAGAGAAAAACAUUAGCCCUUUAUUUAAAGACUGUGUUGAAAAAAUCCUUGUGAUUCUGUCAGAUCAAAGGGAGGACAGAAAAAUGAAUGAGAGUGACGCUCCUGAGCACUGCUCUAAAGAAGCUGGGGAGGUUCAGGAAACAGAAAAUGUACUACCAGAGCCAGCUGAAACUGUAAGGAAAGGUUCUCCUCACAAACGGAAGCGAGGUAGACCAAAGACAUCUGAUGUGACUGUUUGUAGUCAUUGUGGGCUCGUUGCUUCCAAUGCCACCAACCUCAACGUCCAUAUACGACGCAGGCACAGUCGGUUAUACAGCUUCGUUUGUAAGCUGUGUAACUAUUACUGUGUGACCAAGGGGGACAUGGACCGCCACUGUGAAACUAAAAAACACAUUAACAGAAUGCAAGCAGCCGGAAGUGAAGGCAGUGGGGUAGUCCUGCUAGAUGAGCAGCCAAGUCAAGCAAAGAAAAAUGAGACAGAAAUGGGUGACAAAGUAUCAGUGAUUGAGACACCUAUUGAUGAAUUGGACAAAAAUAACUCCAGUGUACCAUGUAAGAAAAGCAAGUAUGACCUGAGUAAUAUCUGCACUCAGUGUGACUUUGUUGCCCACUCAACUCCGUCUCUAGCUCUCCAUGUGCGACGCAAGCACACAAAAGACUUUGAGUUUGUUUGUUUAGCAUGCAGCUACUACACCGUAACCCGCAGAGAGAUGUUUAGACACAUGGCAACAGAAAAACACAAGCAGAAACGUGAGUGUUACCUGAAAAAACAGAACCAAAGCUUUAAUAAUGUUCGGGCUGCUAUGACCAUCAAGUCCACCUUUGAAGACCCAGAGACAAUCACAGGAUCGGAAGUGGUCCAUAACAGUUCUAUUUUAACAUCUUCAAGCACCACAACUAAAGAUGAAGAGAAUUCUGCAAAUGAAGAUGGAGCAAAACAAUCUGCUGAAAAGAAUACUUCCAAAGACAAUGAAGAAUCCUCAACUAAUCCAGCUGAAUCAAAUGUGGCUGACAUGGUCCAGUCAAUGACGAUGGUGAAAGACGCAAUGCUGGAGGAAAUGGAUGAAGAAAAUGUGUUUGAUGAAGAUGAAAUGACUGAUAUGGGAGAUGACAGUCCCUCUAGUGAGAAACACCUUAGAGCGAUACAGUUUGAUGCUUGCAUCUAUCCCUUAAAAACAUUAGCAGAGCGCAAGCAGGCAUCACAUGACGAAGAACAAACUACAGGUGCAUUAAACCAGCAGAGCAUCAAAAAGCCUAAAACACUGGUUGGACCUGAGACAAAGACUACCAAACCAAUUCCACGUAUCCGCUGUGAGGACUGUGGUUUUUUGGCAGAUGGCUUAAGUGGACUAAAUGUUCAUAUCUCCAUGAAACAUCCAUCAAAGGAGAAACAUUUCCAUUGCUUGCUCUGUGGAAAGUCCUUCUACACAGAGAGUAACCUACAGCAGCACUUAAGCAGUGCAGCACAUAUGCGCAACGAGCAUGGAAGCACUGAAGAUCUUCCAGAAGGAGGCGCCAGCUUUAAAUGUGUCCGAUGCAGUGAGCCCUGCCAAACCGAGCAGGAACUGUUUGUGCAUAUCAAAGAGAAACACGAAGAACUGCUGAGAGAAGUGAACAAAUAUGUGCUGGAGGACACAGAGCAGAUCAACCGAGAGCGGCAGGAAAACCAGGGCAAUGUGUGCAAGUACUGCGGCAAAGUAUGCAAGAGCAGCAACUCCAUGGCUUUCCUGGCUCACAUUCGCACACACACAGGAUCUAAACCGUUCAUGUGCAAGAUCUGUAACUUUGCUACUGCUCAGCUUGGUGAUGCCCGCAACCACGUUAAGAGACAUCUAGGCAUGAGAGAGUACAAGUGUCACAUCUGUGGAUGGGCAUUUGUGAUGAAGAAACAUCUCAACACUCAUCUGCUGGGAAAGCAUGGACUGGGCCAGCCCAAAGAGAGAAAGUUCGAGUGUGAGCUUUGUGAGCGGAGCUUCAGUGAGAAAUGGGCACUGAAUAACCACAUGAAGCUGCACACAGGAGACAAGCCGUACAAGUGUGGAUGGCCAUCAUGUCAUUAUGCCUUCCUGACUCUGUCUGCUAUGAAGGACCAUCACAGGACACACACAGGAGAGAAGUCUUUCCUGUGUGAUCUCUGCGGAUUUGCUGGUGGAACUCGUCAUGCCCUAACCAAACAUCGACGCCAACACACAGGUGAACGACCGUUCAAGUGUCAGCUGUGCAAUUUUGCCUCAACCACACAGUCCCAUCUGACACGCCACAAACGUGUGCAUACAGGCGAGAAGCCCUAUCGCUGCCCUUGGUGUGACUACAGAUCUAACUGUGCAGAGAAUAUCCGAAAACACAUCCUGCACACAGGCAAGCAUGAGGGGGUGAAGAUGUAUAACUGUCCCAAGUGCAGCUACGCCACCAAUGCCCCAAUGGACUUCAGAAAUCAUCUCAAAGAGACUCACCCUGACAUUGAGAACCCAGACCUGGCUUACUUACAUGCAGGAAUCGUGUCCAAGUCCUUCGAGUGUCGUCUGAAGGGACAGGGGGCAACCUUUGUCCAGGCAGACACCACUUUCACCCCUGAUGAGAGUGAACUGGGUUCUGAGGCUGUUCAGCAGGUCAUCAUCAUUCAGGGCUACGGCGGGGGAGAGGUGGCCAUCGAUCAGGCCCUGGAGGAGUCGGCUGCUGCCACCUUACAGACCCUCGCUAUGUCUAGUCAGCUGGCCGAAGUGCUGCACAUCACUGAGGAUGGGCAGCUCAUCACAUCUGGUCGGGAAGUGUCUACAGUGACAGGAGGACAGACCACUCAGUACGUGCUGGUGGAGUCUUCCGGAGAGACCGUAGGAGAAGCAAGACAGGAAGGGGAGGAGGCUGUGCACAGUGUGUCCGAGUCUUCCUCUGCUCUGGAUGCUUUGCUUUGUGCCGUGACAGAGUUGGGCCAACAAGGCUGCACUAGAGUGGGAGAGAUUACCACCACCACAGUGUCAGAGCAUGUGCCAGAAGAGAAGUGUGAAGGUCAGACCUCUCAGACACAGAGACAAAGUGAAGGACAGGUAUAUGAGGAGACGGCAGAAGUGGGAGUGGUGGCUCAGGUAAUGAGCUCUAACCAUGAGCACACAUCUGAGGAAAUGCAAGAGGUGCUACAGUUUGCUGCCAGUCAGCUGAUGAUGAAGGAGGGUCUUACUCAAGUUAUCGUCAAUGACGAGGGGACACAUUACAUAGUCACACAGCUGGAUGACUCUACUCUGCAUGUUGAGGGCACUGUAGAGGAUCCAUCCGGACAGGAGACGAUAGUUUACUCCGAAAUUAGUCCUGAAUGAGGUGGAGAUGAGAGAUUGGGAGUAGAUUUUCUUGAAUUUGAAAUAGUUUUUCUUGUCUAAGAGAGUGAACUCAGGUCAAAGUGUAACAUAUGUCAAAAGCAAGCUUUUUGGGAUGGAUUGCUUUGGUUGCUUUGGUUUUUUGAUUGCUAAUUCCAUAUACAACAGCACUUGUGAAAUGAACUCUUUAUAUGUAAAAAUGCUUUAUAUCCUUUUACUAAAGACUAACAACCAAAAGCAUAAAAUAUUUUUUUUGCAGUUAAAUGUAUGUAAAUGUUAAGAUUACUAAUGAAAACCUUGUUAAGCAUUCACUUUCUGUUUCAUAUUCCUUUAUGUAUGUAUUUUAGUUUUGAAAUUCAAAUAUUUGAAAUAGUUUAGGAUUCAGGAUUGAGGACUUAACAAAACUCCAGACAACAUGAUCGGUAAAGUAAAGAACAUGUAUAAAACUCCAUUAACUCUCAUAAACUGCUUAAAUGAAAAAUGUAUAUUUAUAACCUGCUUGUGAUUGUUUUUUGUUUUGUUUUUAAUUAUUAUUAUUACUAUUAUUAUUAUUAUUAUUCAAAAUGUGAACUUCUGAAUAUAUUUUCCAGUAAAUUUGCCAUUUAAAAGUUUAGUUUUGAGAGUUUGACUUGCUUAAGUCCUGUAAAUAAAGAACUGACCAGUU
This is a messenger RNA of Sinocyclocheilus rhinocerous, 5368 nucleotides long. It is a transcript of the gene znf407, whose product is annotated as zinc finger protein 407. Gene Ontology annotation, biological process: regulation of DNA-templated transcription. The transcript has 9 exons. Bases 142 to 4707 code for a protein of 1521 amino acids. The record is from RefSeq and is a predicted model, not a curated record. Gene Ontology annotation, molecular function: DNA-binding transcription factor activity, RNA polymerase II-specific; zinc ion binding; RNA polymerase II cis-regulatory region sequence-specific DNA binding. Lineage: Eukaryota; Metazoa; Chordata; Actinopteri; Cypriniformes; Cyprinidae.